Mesocricetus auratus (golden hamster) is the source of this 2067-nucleotide messenger RNA. It is a transcript of the gene Flvcr1, whose product is annotated as FLVCR heme transporter 1. NCBI's taxonomy places the organism in Eukaryota, Metazoa, Chordata, Mammalia, Rodentia, Cricetidae. The transcript has 10 exons. Bases 92 to 1741 code for a protein of 549 amino acids. The record is from RefSeq and is a predicted model, not a curated record. Gene Ontology annotation, molecular function: heme transmembrane transporter activity; heme binding. Gene Ontology annotation, biological process: mitochondrial transport; transmembrane transport; heme export. Gene Ontology annotation, cellular component: mitochondrion; membrane.
AGCGGGCCGUGCGGGCGAGCGCUCCGCCCCGGGUGGGAGCGUGGAGCCGGCGGGGAGCCUAGCGGGGCGGCUGGGAGGGGAGCCGGGAGGCAUGGCGCGGCCAGACGACGACGACGAGGAGGGGCGGGCCGUGGCGCCCGGGCACCCUCUGGGCAAGGGAUACCUUCCGGUGCUGAGAGGCGCCCCGGACGGGGAGGCGCGCGCGGAGCCGCACGGCGGGCCCGAGGCGGAGAACGGAGGCCCGGGGCACGGCCCCUUGGUCGCGGGAGUCCCGGACGGGCCUCAAGCCCUGCUAGCGGCGGAGGAGGAGACCCAGGCCCGGCUGCUGCCGGCAGACGGUGGGGAGGACGAGCCGCUCCCCGCGCGCUCCCCGCGCACGGCGCUGUCGCCGCGGCGCUUCGCGGUGCUGCUCGUCUUCAGCUCGUACUCGCUGGUGAACGCCUUCCACUGGAUCCAGUACAGCAUCAUCAGCAACGUGUUCGAGGGCUUCUACGGCGUGUCGGCGCUGCACAUCAACUGGCUGUCCAUGGUGUACAUGCUGGCCUACGUGCCGCUCAUCUUCCCCGCCACCUGGCUGCUGGACACGCGAGGCCUGCGGCUCACGGCGCUGCUGGGCUCCGGCCUCAACUGCCUGGGCUCCUGGGUCAAGUGCGGCAGCGUGCAGCGGCACCUCUUCUGGGUCACCAUGCUGGGGCAGAGCCUGUGCUCCGUGGCCCAGGUCUUCAUCCUGGGCUUGCCCUCCCGCAUCGCCUCGGUGUGGUUUGGACCCAAGGAGGUGUCGACGGCUUGUGCCACCGCGGUGCUGGGCAAUCAGCUUGGAGCUGCAGUUGGCUUUUUGUUGCCACCUGUUUUAGUGCCCAACACGCAGAAUGACACAGACCUUCUGGCUUAUAACAUCAACACCAUGUUUUACGGGACAGCGUUUAUCUCCACGCUUUUAUUCUUUUUAACAGUAAUUGUGUUCACGGAAAAGCCUCUGUUACCACCAAGUCAGGCUCAGGCAGCUCUUCGAGACAGCCCUCCUGUGGAGUACUCCUACAAGAUUUCCAUAUGGAACCUGUUCAGAAACAUCCCCUUUGUUCUCCUGCUCGUCAGUUAUGGUAUUAUGACUGGAGCAUUUUAUUCAGUUUCAACAUUAUUAAACCAGAUGAUUUUGACAUAUUAUGAGGGAGAAGAGGUUAAUGCUGGAAGGAUUGGACUAACGCUGGUGGUAGCUGGAAUGGUGGGCUCUAUUCUUUGUGGCUUAUGGCUGGAUUACACCAAAACCUACAAGCAGACUACCCUGAUGGUGUACAUUUUGUCUUUCAUUGGAAUGCUUGUAUUUACUUUCACGCUGGACCUUCAGUACAUCAUCGUGGUGUUUGUUACUGGUGGGAUCCUGGGCUUCUUCAUGACUGGUUACCUCCCUCUGGGCUUUGAGUUUGCUGUGGAGAUCACUUACCCUGAGUCUGAGGGCACGUCCUCUGGGCUCCUCAAUGCAGCCGCACAGAUAUUUGGGAUUUUGUUCACAUUGGCUCAAGGGAAGCUCAUGUCAGACUAUGGUCCCAUGGAAGGAAACAUUUUCCUCUGUGCCUGGAUGUUCUUAGGCAUCGUGCUGACAGCGUUGAUCAAGUCUGAUCUGAGAAGACACAACGUAAACAUGGGGCUUACAAAUGGCGAUGUUAAAGCUGUGCCAGUUGACAGUCUGAUAGAUCAGAAACCAAAAGUGGUGAUGUCCAAGCAGUCAGAAUCUUCACUCUGAAGAGAGCAAAGCGCUUGGCCCUCAGCAUGGGGAUGUGGUGUCGUCCUUGGGGAGCUGUGUGAGUGGUGAGGACGCUUACUUGGAAUCUUCACUCUGAAGAGAGCAAAGCGCGUGGCCCUCGGCAUGCGGAUGUGGUGUCGUCCUUGGGAGCUGUGUGAGUGGUGAGGAUGCUUACUUGGAAAUUAUGGCCUGAACUCUGAAUAUUAUCUUGCUUUAUUGUUAAUUUAAGCAGCAUUUUGCUUGCAUCUUGUUAACACUACUGUUCAUCUAAUGCUGUCCGUUUUCAGUUGUGUGUCGUGUCUAUGAAAAUUACAUUCUUGACAUUU